CUGAAGGUAGUCAUUAUCACUAUUUGACAGUUUUCUUCAGAAUUAUCCUUUUAUUUGCCUCUACCUACUAGUUGUAAGAUCCAUAAGAGUAGGAAGUUUGUGUUUAUCUUCAGCUGUGUUUAGAAAAGCUGAAAUAGCCCCUAGCAUACUGGCAUAAAGUGGGUUUUCAAUAAAUGAGUUUGACUGAAUACAUAUAAUAAGUUACAUGAGGUCAGGAUGUUAUCAGAGCGCUACUUAAUUCUCCUUAACAAAUUCAGAAUUUCACUGUGGAAGACUUUUCACAAUUUGGAUAACAAAAAUUAACAUAGUACCAGUAUGAGUUAAGAUAGUGCUAGCCUUUGUACUAAACCAAAUAAGACAUAAUGGUUCAAACACAAUAGAAAUUUAUUUCUCUUUUGCAUGAAAUCCAUAGCAAGUACUCUUUAUCACUUAGUGGACAGUUUCCUUGUAAGCAGUGAUUUAGGGAUCCUGGCCUCUUCAUUUUGUGACUCAGUUGUCUAACCUUCAGUCCAAAACUUCUGCUGUCUUCCACAGAGACUGUCUUGAUGCAAGAACAAAUAUCAUGGCAGGUCUUGUGGAAGAUUUUUAUAAGUAAGGUAUGGAAACAGCAUACAUCACUUCUGUUUAUCCAUACUCCAGAGGCUUGAAUUCAGUUAAUAUUGGCACAUGUGGAACGGGAAGGGAGGUUGGGAAAUGUAGUCUAGCUGUGUUUCCCAGCAGGAGGACAUUGGUGAAUAGCUAGCCAAGUUUUGGCUGUUUUAUUGCAUUUUAUUGUAUACAGACCUAAGGAAAUUUGCAUUUGGAUGUAAGGGAGCUUUUAUAUCUUUUAGUAGAGUUAAAAAUUACUUGUGGGUUAACAUUUUAAAUUCUGUGUGAGGCUUUCUCCCCAAAUCAACUCUUUAUUUUUGUCCAAAAAGAAAGCAGUUUAAGGAUCCUACAUAGAUCCUAUAGGAUUCUUUUUUCCUUGACUUUAAACACUCAUUCCCUAACUCCAUACUCCCUUGAGCGUUUUUACAGCUGGGAUAACCAAGCUCAGUCCCUUUGGAGCUCAUCAAAGUUGGUGCCUAAUUGGUCAUAGAAGCUCUCCUCUGGUUAUUACCAGUGACUCUCCUCCCUCUCUGGGGAUUGCUGUUUCCAUGGCACCAGUUCCAUUUGGUCCUGGAAAACAAGAGACUGAAACUCAAGUUUUAGUAACUGCAGAAUAUUAUCAGUAUUACUAUGUGUAUAAUCACAAAUUUUGCUAAAAAAUACAUUUAUUGGGUUGGUUUUUGCAUUAGAAAAUGAAGUUAUGAUUAUAUUAGCGUAAAGUUUCUUUAAGGUGUUUACUGUUUAAAUAAGAAGAAAGAUGCAAAGACUGGGUUAGAAUAUGGCCCAAAAUAAUAAAUAUGUAGAGUCAGGAUACAAAGGAAAAUGGGUAUAGAUUUUGAAACCUUUUAUCCAAGGGCUUUGUAACCAAGUCAUUUGAACCGUUCGAGCUUCCAUUUCUUCAGCAAUUAAGUGCAGCAUCUGGGCUCUUUGUAAGUAUUCAACAAAUAGAUGCCAAAUACACAGCACAUUGCUCAUUACAUAGUACUUGCCCCCAAAAUAAUGGCAGUAAUUAUUACUAACAUGAAGGAAAAAAACACAAAGGCAUUUGGGACUUAAAUAGGUGAAAUUCAUGCUACCCAGAAGAUGAUUUUUAAGUCACCUGAGUUAGUACAAACAGUUGCUAUGCAUUUUAUUGAAAAUUGCUUGGACUGAGUGAUCUAAAAUUUUUUGGAAUUCCUCAGAGAAAUGUGUGCUUUUCAGAACAGUGGUUAUUGGUGGUUGCAAGUAAAUUAAAAGGAAAAGGGAUUAUAUACUGUGCAUGCGUGUAUUUGGAGUGAGAAUGGUGUGGCUGUCACUUGAAAAACCAGCAUAAAACUGUGUUUCUUAACAGAGAACAGGACAUUUAGACUUAUAUAAAUAAUUAAUCAACUACCUAGUAUUUCUCCGGAAAAUUAUUAAACAGUUUGUUUUAGGUUUCAGGUAAACAUUUUCAUUGUGAAAAAAUACAGAUAUCUUUCAGAUGACAAACUUUCAGUGGUUCUGAUACUAAUUAUAGAACUGCUCUCACUAUGCCAGGUGUCUUUAGUUAAUGUGAUGAAAUUAGCUGACUAGCUGAUACUGUAACUAACUCUAUAUAUGUGUGCAUCAUUUUCUUCUGAUUGUCAAAUGUUAGGGAAAUCAUAUAUAUCAGGCAAGGUUUUGUUUCUGCCAGAACGACCUACCAGAAUGGAGUUGCUUUCCUCUGUUACAUUAUGAGGUUCUCUCUCAAUUUAAGAAAAAAGUACUUUGAUAAGGAACGUCAAACAGAAAUGACCUCAGCAAUGCUGGCUUUGAAUGCUUUUAAGGCUCCCAUGAUGGAACUCUAUGAAGGAGUUAAAAAGAAGUUUACAUUUUAUACAGAUUUAAUGAUUUCUGGAUAUGUGAUCUCAAGACCUUUAAAGAUUAGUUUACAAAGUAAAUAACAAAUGAUUUUGUAAAGAACCUGCAAGACAAAUGAAAAAUCAACUUUACUAAUAAAUCUCAAACAACUUGGAAGGAAUGAAAUUGUUGGAUGACUCAAGAAGUGACUUUGUGAUCUCAGAGUCAUUGAUACUGGAGAUGCAGGUAUAAAGUUUUAAUAAAUUUGUUUUGUGAAAGUAAGAAAUUAUUUCAAAUUAUCUUCCUGUAUGAUUUUGAAAUUGGUAUAAUAAACUACAUUACUAAUUGAUAUAGGCAACCACUUGACCAUUUUAUCUAUAUCCAUAACAGUUCUCAAGUCAUAUAACAAAUUAAUAAAUACAUUAAAAUUUAAUGCUCAAGUCUAUGUGCUCCGGAGCCAGAUAUCCAGGGCCAAAAUCUAUCUCUGCCACCUUUUGCUGUAUGAUCUUGGUGCAGAUUGCUUAACAUUUUUGAGUCUUAGUUGCUGCCUAUCUAAAAUGGUCACAGUAAUACCUACUUCAUAAGAUUGUCGUAUGAAUUAAAUAGCUAAUAUUAUGUGCAAAUGCUUAGAACAGGGCCUGGUACAUAGUAACUGAUAUUCAGGUGACCUUACUGCCUUCUUUUUGAGAAAAAUGGACAUAGCCUUUCAUUUUGGAAUAUAUGAUACUUGGAUUAUACACUUUUCCAUCAUACUAAAGGAUUCUCCUUUUCUGUUUUGAAGUAAAGUUCAUGUGGAUUUCCUUCUAUUCAGUGUUUCUUUUAACAUCCAGUAAAAAAGCCUUUCUAAAAGUAUUUGCUCAAAAAUACCAAUCAUGACUGAUAACCUUUCAAUUAAUUUACUAGUUUUGAUUGUUUAGUUUCUUCAAAAGGGGUUCCUAGAUGUUACUUUUGUGUUCAAAUUAUCCCUGUUUCAUAAAUGUAGGAAUUGAAUUUUAGAUAGAUUAUAAUUUACCCAACUGUCACCAGUGAAGAUUAUGAUUUGUUUAUGUGUUACUAAAGCUAAACAAAAUUAAUAAGGGUGGCUUUUCUACCUACUCGGGAGAGGGCUAUGUCACUACCAUAUUUCAGUGGCCAAUUCUUUUUAUGUUUGGACAGAAAAGCCAUGUGAAGUAGUCAUGCAUUUAAGCUAUAUCUUAAUACCAAGUCUUUCUAAAACAUCAUUUUAAUGUUGGAAAAUAGCAAGGAACUUUUGAAAUAAAUCAUUACCACAUUUGCACCCCCUGCACAGUGGUGUUUUCUGUGCAGAUUGUCCUCCAAAGGCAGUGUGUUGAGAAUGACAAGAAUAACAUUUUGUGGUCAAAUCACACCCAGCUGGGAGUGUGUCUGGAUCAAAUGCAUGCCUAUCACGGAGGCUUUCGCAGUCAAAAAUAAUAAGACUAAACAAACAAAAGCACAAACUCCCCAAAGUGUUACCAUUUUGAGAGAACUCUUAGCUCUGAAAAUUUGAAUGUUUGUAAAAGAAAUUGGACUAUAAGCAAAACAUGACAUUGAGGUUAUUAUGUAAGAUUUAGCACAGUAUGCUAAGCAGUGAGUUUCUCUAUGUAAACAUGAUUUAUUUAAAAUAUAAUAUACAGACUUUUGGGAGAAUACAUAUAAUAAGUAAACUACUGUAAUGGUAAUGGUGAGUAUGGCAGUAUCAAAAAGUAAGUUAGUUUUUGUUUUUUUUUUAUUGAAUUUGGAAGAUAUCUGACCUAGGAUGAUGGAGGAUCGUGACUGGAAAAAUGACAGAGAGAAUGAAAAGGAAGAGAGGCAUCUGUGAGCUUCCUGCAGAUUUCACAAAACUACACCUUACUGAUAGUCUCCACCCACAGGUGACCCACGUCUCUUCUAGCCAUUCAGGAUGUAGUAUCACUAGUGAUUCUGGAAGCAGCAGUCUUUCUGAUAUAUACCAGGCCACAGAAAGUGAGGCUGGUGAUAUGGACCUGAGUGGGUUACCAGAAACAGCAGUGGAUUCUGAGGAUGAGGAUGAUGAAGAAGACAUUGAGAGGGCAUCAGAUCCUCUGAUGAGUAGGGACAUUGUCAGAGACUGCUUGGAGAAGGACCCAAUUGACAGGACAGAUGAUGACAUUGAACAACUCUUGGAAUUUAUGCACCAGUUGCCUGCUUUUGCCAACAUGACAAUGUCAGUGAGACGAGAACUCUGUGCUGUGAUGGUGUUUGCAGUGGUGGAAAGAGCUGGAACCAUUGUGUUAAAUGAUGGUGAAGAGCUGGACUCCUGGUCAGUGAUUCUGAAUGGUUCUGUGGAAGUGACUUAUCCAGAUGGAAAAGCAGAAAUAUUAUGUAUGGGAAAUAGUUUUGGUGUCUCCCCUACCAUGGACAAAGAAUACAUGAAAGGAGUAAUGAGAACAAAGGUGGAUGACUGCCAGUUUGUCUGCAUAGCCCAGCAAGAUUACUGCCGUAUUCUCAACCAAGUAGAAAAGAACAUGCAGAAAGUUGAGGAGGAAGGAGAAAUUGUUAUGGUGAAAGAACACCGAGAACUUGAUCGAACUGGAACAAGAAAGGGACACAUUGUCAUCAAGGGCACCUCAGAAAGAUUAACAAUGCAUUUGGUGGAAGAGCAUUCAGUGGUGGAUCCAACGUUCAUAGAAGACUUCCUACUGACAUAUAGGACUUUUCUUUCUAGCCCAAUGGAAGUGGGCAAAAAGUUAUUGGAGUGGUUUAAUGACCCGAGCCUCAGGGAUAAGGUUACACGGGUAGUAUUAUUGUGGGUGAAUAAUCACUUCAAUGACUUUGAAGGAGAUCCUGCAAUGACUCGCUUUCUAGAAGAAUUUGAAAAUAAUCUGGAAAGAGAGAAAAUGGGUGGACAUCUAAGGCUGUUAAAUAUUGCAUGUGCAGCUAAAGCAAAAAGAAGAUUGAUGACAUUAACAAAACCAUCCCGAGAAGCUCCUUUGCCUUUUAUUUUACUUGGAGGCUCAGAGAAGGGAUUUGGAAUCUUUGUUGACAGUGUAGAUUCAGGUAGCAAAGCAACUGAAGCAGGCUUGAAACGAGGGGAUCAGAUAUUAGAAGUAAAUGGUCAAAACUUUGAAAAUAUUCAGCUUUCAAAAGCCAUGGAAAUUCUUAGAAAUAACACACAUUUAUCUAUCACUGUGAAAACCAAUUUAUUUGUAUUUAAAGAACUUCUAACAAGAUUGUCAGAAGAGAAAAGAAAUGGUGCCCCUCACCUUCCUAAAAUUGGAGACAUCAAAAAGGCUAGUCGCUACUCCAUUCCAGAUCUUGCUGUAGAUGUAGAACAGGUGAUAGGACUUGAAAAAGUAAAUAAAAAAAGUAAAGCUAACACCGUUGGAGGAAGGAACAAGCUAAAAAAGAUACUCGACAAGACUCGGAUCAGUAUCUUGCCACAGAAACCCUAUAAUGAUAUUGGGAUUGGUCAGUCUCAAGAUGACAGUAUAGUAGGAUUAAGGCAGACAAAGCACAUCCCAACUGCACUUCCUGUCAGUGGGACCUUAUCGUCCAGUAAUCCUGAUUUACUGCAGUCACAUCAUCGGAUUUUAGACUUCAGUACUACUCCUGAGUUGCCAGAUCAAGUGUUAAGGGUUUUUAAGGCUGAUCAGCAAAGUCGAUACAUCAUGAUCAGUAAGGACACCACAGCGAAGGAAGUUGUCAUUCAGGCCAUCAGAGAGUUUGCUGUGACAGCCAGCCCUGAUCAGUAUUCACUGUGUGAGGUCUCCGUCACACCUGAGGGGGUAAUCAAACAAAGAAGACUUCCAGACCAGCUCUCCAAACUUGCUGAUAGAAUACAACUGAGCGGAAGGUAUUACUUGAAAAACAACAUGGAAACGGAAACCCUUUGUUCAGAUGAAGAUGCUCAGGAGUUGUUGAGAGAAAGUCAAAUUUCCCUACUGCAGCUCAGUACUGUUGAAGUUGCUACACAGCUCUCUAUGAGAAAUUUUGAACUUUUCCGCAAUAUUGAACCUACUGAAUAUAUAGAUGACUUAUUUAAACUCAAAUCAAAAACCAGCUGUGCCAACCUGAAGAAAUUUGAAGAAGUAAUUAACCAGGAAACAUUUUGGGUAGCAUCUGAAAUUCUGAGAGAGACAAACCAGCUGAAGAGGAUGAAGAUCAUUAAGCAUUUCAUCAAGAUAGCAUUACAUUGUAGGGAAUGCAAGAAUUUUAACUCAAUGUUUGCAAUCAUCAGUGGCCUAAACCUGGCACCAGUGGCAAGACUACGAACCACCUGGGAAAAACUUCCCAAUAAAUAUGAAAAGCUGUUUCAAGAUCUCCAAGACCUUUUCGAUCCCUCUAGAAACAUGGCAAAAUAUCGCAAUGUCCUCAAUAGUCAAAACCUACAACCUCCCAUAAUCCCUCUAUUCCCAGUUAUCAAGAAGGAUCUCACAUUCCUUCAUGAAGGAAAUGACUCAAAAGUCGACGGACUGGUCAAUUUUGAGAAGCUAAGGAUGAUUGCAAAAGAAAUUCGUCAUGUUGGCCGAAUGGCUUCAGUUAACAUGGACCCUGCUCUCAUGUUCAGGACUCGGAAGAAGAAAUGGAGGAGUCUGGGGUCCCUCAGCCAGGGCAGUGCAAACGCAGCAGUGCUGGAUGUUGCUCAGACCGGUGGUCAUAAAAAGCGGGUACGUCGUAGUUCCUUUCUCAAUGCCAAAAAGCUUUAUGAGGAUGCCCAGAUGGCUCGAAAAGUGAAGCAAUACCUGUCCAAUCUGGAGCUAGAAAUGGAUGAGGAGAGUCUUCAGACAUUAUCACUGCAGUGUGAGCCAGCAACCAACACAUUGCCUAAGAAUCCUGGUGACAAAAAGCCUGUCAAAUCUGAGACCUCCCCGGUGGCGCUGAGGGCAGGGCCGCAGCAGAAGGCCCAAGCCCAGCCCCAGCCCCCAGCUCACAGAGCCAACCAGGGACUGCAGGUGCCCGCCGUGUCCCUUUACCCUUCCCGGAAGAAAGUGCCUGUCAAGGAUCUCCCUCCUUUUGGCAUAAACUCUCCACAGGCUUUAAAGAAAAUUCUUUCUUUGUCUGAAGAAGGAAGUCUAGAACGCCACAAGAGGCAGGCAGAGGACACCAUGCCAGACGCAUCCUCACAGCUUCAUUCUCCCCCCGCCUCUCCACAGGGUUCUCCGAGGAAAGGUGGCAGUGGCGAUCAGCUGAGAUCUUUUGGCUCCGGGCAGUUGGACUUAACCAGUUCCUCCUCUUCUCUUGGAAGUGAGAACAGUAACAAGAAUAACAAUGCACCAUGGACCUAUGGGAUAGGUUAUACUUUGGCGCCCAGUGGUACUGUGGAUAAUUUUUCAGAUUCUGGUCACAGUGAAAUCUCUUCACGAUCCAGUAUUUUCAGCAAUUCUUCCUUUGACUCAGUCCCGCUGCACGAGGAGAGGCGCCAGAGGCAUUCUGUCAGCGUCGUGGAGGCGAACCUAGGGGCGGGCAGGCUGGAGAGGCGGGCCGUGAUUGAACCUGAUCAGUACAGCUUGGGGUCCUAUGCACCAAUGUCUGAGAGUCGGGGCUUAUAUGCUACAGCUACAGUAAUUUCUUCACCAAGCACAGAGGAACUUUCCCAGGACCAGGGGGAUCGUGCUUCACUCGAUGCUGCUGACAGCGGCCGUGGGAGCUGGACGUCGUGCUCCAGUGGUUCCCAUGAUAAUAUACAGACCAUCCAGCACCAGAGAAGCUGGGAAACACUGCCAUUUGGGCACACUCACUUUGAUUAUUCAGGGGACCCUGCAGGCCUUUGGGCCUCAAGCAGCCAUAUGGACCAAAUCAUGUUUUCUGAUCAUAGCACAAAGUAUAACAGGCAGAAUCAAAGUAGAGAGAGCCUUGAACAAGCCCAGUCCCGGGCAAGCUGGGCAUCUUCCACAGGAUACUGGGGAGAAGACUCGGAAGGUGACACAGGCACAAUAAAGCGAAGGGGUGGGAAAGAUGUUUCUGCUGAAGCUGAAGGCAGCAGCAUAGCCUCGGGGACCCCGGAAGAAACCAGACCUGUCCCCGCACCUGCCCACGUGGCCGCGACAUCCAGCACUGCAAAGGGACUUACUGCACGAAAGGAGGGCAGGUAUCGAGAGCCCCCGCCCACCCCUCCAGGCUACAUUGGAAUCCCCAUCACUGACUUUCCAGAAGGGCAUUCCCAUCCUGCCAGGAAACCACCAGACUACAAUGUGGCACUGCAGAGAUCUCGGAUGGUUGCUCGGCCCACUGACGUGGCAGGGCCUUCCCCUGUACAGCAGCCACAUGGGCAUCCUGUGAGCGGCAGGCCAGUAAACAAACCUCAGUGGCAUAAACCCAAUGAGUGUGACCCUCGCCUCGCUACGUAUCAGUCUCAAGGGUUUCCUCCCGAGGAGGACGAGGAUGAACAGGUAUCUGCUGUUUGAGGCACAGGUUCUUCUGGACCCGGAGUUAGCCAUCUAAGAGGAGAGCACAAGAAGACGCCCCAAGCAUUGGAGCCUUGGAACUCACAUACUGAGGAUGGCGGACCAGUUUGCCUCCUUCCCUGCCUUAAAAGCAGCAUGGGGCUUCUUCUCCCCUUCUUCCUUCCCCCUUUGCAUGUGAAAUACUGUGAAGAAAUUGCCCUGGCACUUUUCAGACUUUGUUGCUUGAAAUGCACAGUGCAGCAGUCUUCGAGUCCCCACUGUCGCUGCCUGCCACGUCACACGGUAUCAUUCCAAAUUCUGAGGUCAUCACAACAAGAUGAUUUACUCUGGCUGCACUUCUCAAUGCCUGGAAGGAUUUUUAAAACUCUUCCUUUUAGAUUUUGAUCCAGUCCUAGCACUUCUUCUCAUUGGGAUCAUGAGAAAAGCUAGCCAUUGAACUUCUUGGGGCUUUUAGCCCACCAAGGAAGACAGAGAAACAAGGAAAUCCUUUGAGUACAGUGCUUGUCCACUUGUUUACAAUGUCCUCCUUUUUAAAAAAAAUAAGUUUAAAGAUUGUGUUCCGUGAAAAAUGUUAUAUCCAUUUAAUGAUUACAGUAUUAUUUUGAACCUUUCAGUAGGGUUGCCAGCCUGGGUUUCUAAAAAACCAAAUAUGCCAGACAGGGUGUGGUCACACCAAGAAGAGGGGAAGACCUAGCAUGUAACCCUGUCUUUCUGUGUCCUUCUGGCCUCCCCCGUGAAGUGCCCUAUUCUGGAAGUAUAAGACGUUAGCCCAGUACUUAGAUACCAAGAUACCUCAUCCACUCCUUCCCCAGUGGGUGGGGUUCUUCUGUAAAACUGUUUGCACAUGGCCAGGGGAGGGAAAUAGGACUCUCAUGUCCUGUGUCUGAGCCUUAUGGAGUGCAGGACAGUGUCAUUGGAGGACAUGUGCUGCUCCAUUGAGAUGAAUGGCAAACCCUAUUUUUUUAAGUUAUGUUUCUUUGAUUUUUGCUAAUUUAGUUUUAGGGACUUUGUAUUUAAAGAGAAAUGUUUAUAACUGGAUAACAUUGCAGUUAAAGCAGCUUGGGAUGGAGCUAAUGCCAGCUGUUAAUACUGCACUUUCAAGACAGCCUCCCUUUAUUGAAUUGGCAUUAGGGAAUAAAUAAGCCUUUAACAUGAUAACAGAUCAAAAGAUCAAAAACCUGGUUAGCUAUGUCAGCCUUUGCAAGGUGGGUUAGUCACCAGACUGACCUGUAAGUGGCUUUAUGGACACUACAGACAGAGAAGGCCUAAGUGUAGCGACCUCCUGCUCACAGCUGCUAUUAACCCUCUAAUGACUGAAAUGACCCUUCCACUCUAUUUUUGUGUUGUUUUUGCACAGACUCCGGAAAAGUGAAGGCUGCCAAUCCGAGUAGUACUCAAAUGUGAGGAACUGCUGGUCUUGGAUUUUUUUUCCAUUAAAUUCAGCUGAUCAUAUUGAUCAGUAGAUAAACGUAAAUAGCUUCAAAUUUUAAAAGUCGAAUUGCAGUGUUUUUUCACUGUAUCAAACAAUGUCAGUGCUUUAUUUAAUAAUUCUCUUCUGUAUCAUGGCAUUUGUCUACUUGCUUAUAUAUUACAUUGUCAAUUAUGCGUUUGUAAUUUUACUUGUAAUAUGCAUUCUUUGCCAGUUUUAUUAUAUAGGCUAUGGACCUCAUGUGCAUAUAGAAAGACAGAAAUCUAGCUCUACCCCAGUUGCACAAAUGGUAUCUAAGCAUUAAGUAAUUGUAGAACAUAGGACUGCUAAUCUCAGUUCGCUCUGUGAUGUCACGUGCAGAAUGUACAAUUAACUGGUGAUUUCCUCAUACUUUUGAUACUACUUGUACCUGUAUGUCUUUUAGAAAGACAUUGGUGGAGUCUGUAUCCCUUUUGUAUUUUUAAUACAAUAAUUGUACAUAUUGGUUAUAUUUUUGUUGAAGAUGGUAGAAAUGUACUAUGUUUAUGCUUCUACAUCCAGUUUGUACAAGCUGGAAAAUAAAUAAAUAUAACAUA
Molecule: messenger RNA, 10751 nt
Organism: Manis pentadactyla (Chinese pangolin)
Lineage: Eukaryota; Metazoa; Chordata; Mammalia; Pholidota; Manidae
Gene: RAPGEF2
Product: Rap guanine nucleotide exchange factor 2
Exons: 25
Coding region: 4167-8747 (1526 amino acids)
Biological process (GO): small GTPase-mediated signal transduction; positive regulation of ERK1 and ERK2 cascade
Molecular function (GO): protein binding; guanyl-nucleotide exchange factor activity
Source: RefSeq, a predicted model, not a curated record